AUGGUCCUCGGCUUCCAGUUCUCCUUCCGCCCACCACCCCUCAACCCUCCCACCAAAAAGGCCCAACGCAUCCCCGUCUUCAACCCUAUCGACCGCCAUGGCCGCGUCUUUUUCUUUUCGUGGAUGGGCUUCUUGGUAGCCUUUUGGGCUUGGUAUACUUUUCCUCCUUUGCUCACCCACACAAUCAAACACACCCUCCACCUCACCCCAACCCAAAUCUCCAACUCCAACAUCCUCUCCCUCCUCGCCACCCUCUUGGUGCGCCUCCUUUCGGGACACGCCUGCGACCUCUACGGUCCUCGUCUCGUCUUCGCCUCCAUCUUGCUCGUCGGUUGCAUCCCCAUCGGCCUCGCCCCCUUGAUCCAAAACGUGACGGGUCUUUACGUAAUCCGCUUCUUCAUCGGCAUCUUGGGAGGAUCCUUCGUGCCGUGUCAGGUGUGGACCACGGCUUGGUUCGAUAAAAACGUGGUGGGAACGGCGAAUGCAGUCGCGGGAGGAUGGGGGAAUGCGGGCGGUGGGGUGACGUAUUUUGUUAUGCCGGCUGUUGUGGAUGGGUUGGUUAGUAAGUGGGGGAUGGGGGAAAAUAAAGCGUGGAGGGUCAGUUUUGUUGUGCCAUUGGUUUGUUUGUUGGUUUGUGGGUUUGGGCUGGUUUUGUUGUGUGAGGAUACGCCGACCGGGAGGUGGAAAGAUCGGGAGUUCGAAAGAGAAGGGUACGUGAGCGAGGGCGGAAACGGGGACGGGGACGGGGACGGGACUGGGGACGAAGAGGUCGUUAUCAACGGCGUUGAUCCCAACCUCAAGUCCCAAUCAGGCACGCAAACUCCCACACCAACAGCAACAGCAACAGUAACGGUGGACGAAGAAAAGGGAUCCAACUCCAAGCCCCAGUCCCAAACCAUCUCCGACACCGAAUCCACCACCACCGCCGCCCGAAAUCCAGACGUCGAAAAAGCCGAGGCCGUACCUACCCUUAUCCCAGGAAGCCCCAACACCACCACCACCACCAACACCCCAGUUCCCAUAAGCAUAAGCACAAUCCUCCUCUCCCCCCAAACCCUCUUCCACACCCUCACCUACGCCUGCUCCUUCGGGUCCGAACUAGCCAUCAACUCUAUUUUGGCCUCAUACUUCCUCUCCGUUUCCCCUUCCUCGCUCACGCAAACUUCUGCAUCGAAUUACGCCGCCAUUUUUGGGUUUCUCAACUUCGUUACGAGGCCAGCUGGCGGACUCAUCUCUGAUCUUGUGUAUAACCUCUUUGGUGGCGGUGGUUCAUUCCCACUUCCUUCACCCAACUCCAGGUCCAGCUCUAGCUCCAGCUCCAGCUCCAGUGGCACUACCAACAGCCCCAACGCAAAAAGUCUCUGGGCCCGCAAGUUAUGGAUCUCCACCUGCUGUUUACUAUCCGGCAUUUUUUUGUUACUCCUCGGCCUGUUAUCCUCCUCCACCUCCUCCUCCACCUCCAACCCUUCGCUAGGAACGGUCAUAGCGCUGGUAAUCCUAGCAGCAAUCUUCCUAGAAGCAGGUAACGGCGCCAACUUUGGUUUGUUGCCAUUUAUCUGGCCCGAAAGAAACGGGCUUGUGUCAGGCGUGACGGGUGCGGGAGGGAAUCUUGGCGGGGUGAUGUUUGCGCUUGUUUUUAGGUUCGUGCAUGUGCAUGGAGGAGGUAAUGGGGGAGGUAAUGGGGCAGAGGCGCAGCAGAGAAAAGGGUAUGAAAAGGCGAUUUGGAUCUUGGGGGUGAUUAAUCUUGUCGUGGGCGUUUUGGGGGUGGGGGUUUGGCCUGUGCCUACGGCUACGAGAAGUACGAGGAGGACAUGGAGGACAUGGAGGAGGAUGGGGAGGAAGCAGCAGGGAGAAAAGGGAGAAAAGAGGAGGUGGUGGUGGCUGUGGUGA
Molecule: messenger RNA, 1890 nt
Organism: Sordaria macrospora k-hell
Lineage: Eukaryota; Fungi; Ascomycota; Sordariomycetes; Sordariales; Sordariaceae
Biological process (GO): nitrite transport; nitrate transmembrane transport
Cellular component (GO): membrane
Molecular function (GO): nitrate transmembrane transporter activity; nitrite transmembrane transporter activity
Source: RefSeq, a predicted model, not a curated record